CCAGGCCCGGCGCGAGGGUUGCCUUAGGGAAGCGCGGGACUUAAGGAGGGGCCGCUUUCUGCCCCUCUCCUCACGCUUCACCCCAAAGAAAGACUCUAGUCCUCUCCAGACCCAAACACCAUUCUCGACAAUCACUGUCACUCUUUCAGAGACAGAGCGACCACCAACGGUGGUUUCAGCAAUGGCCCCAUCCUGAUUCCUGGCCCAGCAGUGCAGCUGAGCUGGGCUGGAACCGCCCCCCUGGAGCUCCCUCAGCCUGCAACCUAGGAGGAUAGCCGGGAAGCCCAGCUAAGGGCCUGACUUCAGCCCCAUGCGGCUCACCCGCUGCCAGGCUGCUCUGGCAGCCGCCAUCACCCUCAACCUCUUGGUCCUGUUCUAUGUCUCGUGGCUGCAGCACCAGCCCAGGUUCUCCCCGGCCAGGGGCUCCCGCCGUGGAUCUGCCUCCGGCCCCCGGGUCACCAUCUUGGUGCGGGAGUUCGAGGCCUUUGACAAUGCUGUGCCAGAGCUGGUGGACUCCUUCCUGCAGCAGGACCCAGCCCAGCCGGUGGUGGUGGCAGCCGACACGCUCCCCUACCCGCCUCUCGCCCUGCCCCACAUCCCCAGCGUUCGCCUGGCGCUGCUCCAGCCCGCCCCGGACCGGCCCGCUGCAGCCUCGCGCCCCGAGACCUACGUGGCCACCGAGUACGUGGCCCUGGUGCCCGACGGGGCGAGGGCCGAGGCACCGGGCCAGCUGGAGCGCAUGGCCGAGGUGCUGCGAGCGGGAGGCGCACGCCUGGUGGCCGCUCCUGUUGCUUCGGCCAACCCUGCCCGGUGCCUGGCCCUGAACGUCAGCCUGCGGGAGUGGACGGCGCGCUACGGCCCGGCACCCUCCGCACCCCGCUGCGACGCCCUGGACGGGGACGUCGUGGUUCUCCUGCGCGCCCGCGACCUCUUCAACCUCUCGGCGCCCCUGGCCCGGCCCGUGGGCACCGGCCUCUUCCUGCAGACCGCCCUCCGCGGCUGGACGGUGCAGCUGCUGGACCUGCCCUUCGCCAGGGCGCGCCAGCCCCCGCUGACCACGGCCCACGCGCGCUGGAAGGCGGAGCGCGAGGGGCGGGCACGGCGGGCGGCGCUGCUGCGGGCACUGGGCAUCCGCCUGGUGAGCUGGGAGGGCGGGCGGCUCGAGUGGUUCGGAUGCAACAAGGAGACCCCGCGCUGCUUCGGGACAGUGGUGGGCGACACGCCGGCCUACCUGUACGAGGAGCGCUGGACACCCCCGUGCUGCUUGCGUGCGCUGCGCGAGACGGCCCGCUACGUGGUGGGCGUGCUGGAGGCGGCCGGCGUGCGCUACUGGCUGGAGGGUGGCUCGCUGCUGGGGGCGGCCCGCCACGGGGACAUCAUCCCGUGGGACUACGACGUGGACCUGGGCAUCUACCUGGAGGACGUGGGCAACUGCGAGCAGCUGCGGGGCGCUGAGGCGGGCUCGGUGGUGGAUGAGCGCGGCUUCGUGUGGGAGAAGGCCGUGGAGGGCGACUUCUUCCGCGUGCAGUACAGCGAGAGCAACCACCUGCACGUGGACCUGUGGCCCUUCUACCCUCGAAACGGGGUCAUGACCAAGGACACGUGGCUGGACCACCGGCAGGAUGUCGAGUUCCCCGAACACUUUCUGCAGCCUCUCGUGCCCCUGCCCUUUGCCGGCUUCGUGGCGCAGGCACCUAACAACUACCGCCGCUUCCUGGAGCUCAAGUUCGGCUCCGGGGUCAUCGAGAGCCCCGAAUACCCCAACCCAGCACUCCUGAGUUUGGCAGGAAGCAGCUGAAGCUCCAGCAUCUGAUCUUGGAGUCAGGAGCACAUUCGGGCACAGGGCAUUGUCCUUUGUCUUGGUGCUGCUGGCGUUUGGUGGGCGGGCCAGGGACGCCAAGCCACCCUGCUGGGCCCAGCACAGCCCGGGACAUCAAAGGUGUGCCCUGCCCCAAAUUUCCAGGGCUGGGGCACAGUUUUGGAAAGAGAGGGAGAAAGAGUGUAGUUUCUGGGGCCAGACUGCUGUGUCCCAAUUUCUCUGCGCCUCGGUUUCCUCCAGUGUGUGCCCUCAGGGUCUAGCACACAAAGAGCCCCAGGACACUUGGCCGUUGGGGUUGCUUCCGCCACUAGAGGGCGCCCUUGUCCUACCGUGGGGCCAAGGCGAAUGUAAGCCCGUGACCUCUGUUCCACGGCUUUCACGCCUCUUGAGCCUUUGGUCUUCCCUCUAGCCUCCUGUGUCUGGCGGGACAGGAUGACUAAAUCCCCUUCUUUCAGAAAACGACCUCCUUCCCUCCUGGGAGAGCGCUGUGAGGUGCAUGCUGCUCUUAACCCCAUCUUGCAGAGAAGAAAACAGACUCUGAGGUGCGGCUGUGGUUAAGAACCGGGUUCUGGAUCCCGGCCCCUCUCCAUUUAACUGUUACCUCAUUAUUUUAGCUCUCUGCACCUGUUAGCCACUCGCAAGGUGGGGUAAACAAUAAUCAUAGCUCACAUUUACUGAGCAUUUACUGUGUAUCAGGCAUCGUUCUCAGUAUUUCACACAGAGUAACUGACUUAUCCCUCACCUUGACCCUCUGAGGUGAGAGCUGCUGUUAUUUUUAUUUCACAGAUGAGGAAACUGAGGCCAGAAUGGUAAAGCCACUUGUCCAAAGUCAGACAGCUUGGGAAGUGUCAGAGAGGGGACUUGAACCCAGGCUGGCAGUCUGUAGCCUGCGUUGCCGUUGCCUGCUAUGCCCCUCUCUGGUGAUAGUACCCAAGGGGGGCUUUGGGAAGCCACACGGCUUAGCAGGUAAAGCGACAGCAGCCUUCCUCUUGUGUGCACCUAAGAGGAGAUACUGUUUGGGCAUGUACCUCCAAUAGGUAUAUUUAUUUAUAAAUUAUAUCCAGGUACUACUAGCAUUCUGUAUAUUAGUAAUAAGGCUUAAAUUAUUCCAUUUUAAAAUUAAAAAUAAAUAGAGAGGGUUUUGUUUACCAGCCUCAUCCCAGUGACUUGUCCUGCACACCCCUUGGGUGUACGCACCUGGCUUUGAGACCACAGGCUCUGAAGUGGGAGAGGCCUGGGUUCAAAUCCAAGUGCUUCAAAUCUAAAUCCCACUGUGAACUUGGGCUACCAGUGACUCUGCCUCUCUUCACCUUGGCUUUGCACCUGGGAAACAGGGGUAAUGGUGACCCUCACCCCACAGGAGUGCUGUGAGGCACUUGGGUGGUAAAGGGGUCGGGAGUCAGGGCUGGGUGCGGCUCCUGGCUUGGCUACUUACUUUCUUUGUGACCUUAGGCAAGUCACUGCUUCACUGAGCGGGUGGCGGGGAUUGGUGAUAUUGCAGAAGCGUGAAGCCCUUGGAGGAGGAGGCUUCACAGAUCAGCAAGAGAAGAUAAAUGCCAAUUUGGUCCAGAUUCCUGAGGCUCAGACAUCCGAAGCCUGACUUAUAACGCAGUCUCUGUUUUUAACCACUGAACCUGCCAAUGGCUCGCAGUCUGUUAGGUUCCCAGGGAGCAUUCUGGAAACAUACGGGGAUGAUUUGGAUUAUUGCUGUGAUCGGACCGUGCUCUUGGCUCUUGGAAGGCACGGCCCAGGGAUGGAGAUGUCUUAUAAUAUAUGCAGGGCACCUCCACCCAGUGAAGCAGGGUCCCUUGUCACAUACUAUUUUAAAAUGUCCCAUUGGGCAUUCAUGAAGGACGGUGAUGUUAAAAAUAUUUUGCAACUGGUGUGGUAAUAUAAAUACAUAAAUCAAUAUCUGCAUCACAUCUUAAAAUAUUUUUUUAAUUCUCAAAAUAAUCAAUAUUAGCUAUCUAUAUAUACAUAUUUCUUUAAGUUGUUGCCAAGAACAUAAGUUGAAGCUCAAAUCACUCUUAAAUUGUUGUAAUGGUUUUGUUUCAUUUAGAAAUUGUUGGUGUGAUUUCUUGAUUGGCACAGCUGUAUAUACAUAAAAUAACAUGUUAUAUAUGUACAUAUGGAUAUUUAAAAUAACCUUGUCUUAGCUGUGGUUUGAUAAGGGAACCACAUCAAAUGCUAUUAGCAACUUCCCAUUAAAUUGAGACUCAUUAGGACUUGAGAUCUCAAUAGAUAAAGAAUUUCUCUUAGCAGCAACUGCAGUGUUUUGGUGUUUUUCUCCUCUCUUUGCUGUUCCUGAACUAACAGCAAUUACAUCUGAAACUUUUCUAGCCCUUAAAAUACUGUCUUGGGGCUUCCCUGGUGGCGCAGUGGUUGGGAAUCCGCCUGCCAACGCAGGGGACACGGGUUCGUGCCGCGGUCCGGGAAGAUCCCACAUGCCGCGGAGCGGCUAGGCCCGUGAGCCACAACUACUGAGCCUGUGCGUCUGGAGCCUGUGCUCCGCAACAAGAGAGGCCGCGAUAGUGAGAGGCCCGCGCACCGCGAUGAAGAGUGGCCCCCGCUCGCCGCAACUGGAGAAAGCUCUCGCACAGAAACGAAGACCCAACACAGGCAAAAAUAAAUUAAUUAAUUAAAUAAUUUUUAAAAAAAAAAUAUAUAUAUAUUGUCUAAUAGUUUUGUCUAUUCAAUAUCUUUAUUACCAAGUAAGUAAUGGGAUGACAGAAAACCCAUCACAACAACUAACUUGAACUAAUUUAUUGCAAUACAUAUUAUUGAAUUUUACGAUUUCUCACUUACUCUUAUACUAUUCACCAGCCAGAAGUAUUUCAAUAUUUUAACAAGCAGCCCAUCCAUACUAGCGCAAACUAUCGAAAUUUUAGCCUUACUUGGAAAAACCUGGUUAAGAAUUAUCUGAGCCUAGAACCUAACUCUCCUUAGGCAAACACGAAGUCCUUUUUGAAUGGUUUUCAUAGGUUCUGACUUUUCCAGGAAGUGUAACUACCGUGUAAGAUGAGGGAAGCUUGUAUCGUGUUUUGUUCGAAACUUGGCCAAGGAUUGUCAACAAUAUCAGAAAACCACGUUCCACCUGGUUCUUGGUAAUUCAACACCUACACCGCAUGUUUACAGCCAUGUUAGGAGCUGCCUAUGUUUCAGGUGUAAAUGUUUGUCUCCCUCCUCGGGUUCUAGGAAGGUGGCCCCGCACAUUUGCAUAUUGAAAUGCAUAUUUUAAAUUCCUAUCCUUUUAUUUCUCCUUUUUCUUACAGUUCGGGCAGUGGGAUCAUUUUGUGUGUGUGUGUGAAGUAUUUGCUUUUGUUUUAUUUUUAUUUAUUUUUAUUUUUUAUUGAAAUAUAGUUGAUUUACAAUGUUGUGUUAA
Messenger RNA from Balaenoptera ricei (Rice's whale), 5201 nucleotides. RefSeq names its product fukutin related protein (gene FKRP). Gene Ontology annotation, biological process: protein O-linked glycosylation via mannose. Gene Ontology annotation, cellular component: Golgi apparatus. The record is from RefSeq and is a predicted model, not a curated record. Bases 311 to 1798 code for a protein of 495 amino acids. The transcript is spliced from 3 exons. Lineage: Eukaryota; Metazoa; Chordata; Mammalia; Artiodactyla; Balaenopteridae.